Messenger RNA from Phyllopteryx taeniolatus (common seadragon), 1776 nucleotides. Its product is annotated as zinc finger protein OZF-like. Lineage: Eukaryota; Metazoa; Chordata; Actinopteri; Syngnathiformes; Syngnathidae. The transcript is spliced from 2 exons. The record is from RefSeq and is a predicted model, not a curated record. Bases 418 to 1623 code for a protein of 401 amino acids.
GGUUAAAACACUAGUUAGAGUAACAACAAACACGAGUAGCCCAUAAUACAGCAGCAGUAUACUACAGCACUGUUACCUGUCAAACGUGUAAUGACACCUCCACACCUGCGGGAGGCACUAAUGCAUUCAAAUGAACGACCGGUCUUGUUCGCAAGCUUUCUUGAUUUGUCUGCCAGCAGCAGAAAGCAAAGCAACGUUCGCGAGACGGCGUUUAUAGUCCGUUUCGUUGUGGUCGCAACUCUGUUUGGUCGCUAUUCCGUACGCAUUUCUGUCAAUGUCACCAACUACUUUUGUAUCCUAAUCAACUCAUUUAGGUGCAUUUUUUUAAAUGUUUCCCUAGCUAGCUAAGGUUAGCUUAGCUCGCAAACGGCUACGAAAGCGACGCGUUUGUUAUCACCACAUCACUCGCAUGUGAAAAUGUGUAAAGUAGAAAUGCUGAGAGCGUUGCUGAACGCGCGACUAAGUGCGGCCAUCGAAGAAGUAUUUGGAGUUUUUGCAAGUACGAUAGCAGAGUACGAGGAGGAACUUUGUCGGACAAAAAAGGAGAACGAGCGACAACGUCAACUACUGGACACCGUUUUCAGGCCUCAAGAUGAAGCACACAGAGCAGACGUUAGUGACGAUGAUCUUCCUCUUGAGCAGCAGGAUUGUAACUCCAGGGUGGAGCAGCAGGAGCCAGAGCCCCCCCGAUAUGAAGGGGAAGAGGAGGAGGCAGAUCCCUUCUGCAUUAAAGAGGAAGAGGAGAGAGGAGAGCAUCUUCAACUGCUGGACUUGCCAUUUGCUCGUGUCAUUGUGAAGAGUGAAUAUGAUGAAGACAAAAGUCAGAGUGAGGAGUACAGAGGGGUGGAGCCUCCAAGCAGCAGCUCAAGUCAACAGGUGACAACAGAAGGUGAUGGAGUCCACUGUGAAGGAUCACGUGCGGACAGCCGCUUUGCUCCACUAUCACACUCUCACUCACCUGACACUGAUGAUGAACACUCUAAAGGUGAUAUGACAUGUCACACUGGCAACACACACUGGAAAUGUUCUCAAUGUGACAAAAUGUUUGGUACGAAGUAUACUUUGAGAGUGCACAUGAUGAUUCACACUGGAGAUAAACCAUUCAUGUGUUCAGUUUGUGGUAAAAGGUUCUCUCAGAAGGCACACUUAACGACACACACCAGAAUACACACUGGAGACAAACCCUAUUCUUGCUCAGUCUGCAACAAAAGUUUCAUUGAUUAUUCAGCAAUGGUUAAACACACUCGGAUACACACUGGAGAGAAACCGUUUGCAUGUUCAGUCUGCAACUUAAGUUUCAGUGAUCGCUCCAAUUUGGGUAAACACAUGAGAAGACACACUGGAGAGAAACCUUUUGCGUGCUCACUUUGUGGUAAAAGAUUCUCUAUAAAGGGACAUUUAAUAACACACACAAGAACACACACUGGAGAGAAACCUUUUACCUGUGCCAUCUGCAAUUUAAAUUUCAGCGAUCGCUCGGGAUUGGUUCAACACAUGAGAACACACACUGGGGAGAAACGCUUCUCUUGCUCCAUUUGUGGUAAGCAAUUCUCUCAAAGGGCGCCUUUUACAAAACACAUACAAUUACAUUCUGCUGACAAACCCUUCAGUUGCAGUGUGUGAUCAAAGAUUCUGUGAUAAGUGCCAACUUAAGUGUGCUGGUGAGAAGAACAAUGACGCUUUAAAUACAUUGUGAAGAACUUUUGACUUUGUGUGGUAAGCUGUAAAAGUAUAUACUCUAAAUGUGUCCCUGAAUAAAAUACAAGUGUUCACACA